ACCAUUUAGCACUAUAGUGUUGAGUCGUCCAGCAGUUUGAUCUGGGCACUGAAUGAACUCGACUUUUCAACUUCACUUUAGUCACUGGAAACAGAUGAAGUCUGAGGCUGAGGCGCCACUGGCAACUUGUGGACUGUCACAGUGGAUGUAGACCCACAGAUCACUCCUGGAGUGUCUGUGAAACACAUGCAGUGAUUUUUUUUAUUUUUUUAUUUCAUACAUAUUGAGAGACUCUGUCCUAUUCAAUGAUGUCUGCAGUGUGUUAACGUGCCUCAGAAACUGCUGUUUAUCUGCAGAGCUCAUCUGGCCUUGUUCGAGAGCUCCUGCCAAGGUCCUCAUAUUCGUAAAACGUCUUCAAGUUGAAGAGGAGUUUUGUGAGCAAACAUGGCACCUGCUGUCGGUGGUCCUCAAGGCUACACACCACCUGAAGGUGGCUGGGGAUGGAUGGUGGUGGUUGGGGCUUUCAUCUCUAUUGGCUUCUCUUAUGCAUUUCCGAAGUCCAUCACAGUCUUCUUCAAAGAGAUUGAGGUGAUCUUCAAUGUGACCAGCAGCCAGGUGUCCUGGAUCUCCUCCAUCAUGUUAGCAGUCAUGUACGGCGGAGGUCCUAUCAGUAGCAUCCUGGUUAAUAAAUAUGGAAGUCGUCCUGUUAUGAUGGCAGGAGGAUGCCUGUCUGGAUUGGGCCUUAUUGCUGCCUCUUUCUGCAAUACUGUUGAAGCACUGUACUUUUGUAUUGGUGUGGUGGGAGGGUUGGGAUUGGCGUUCAACCUCAAUCCAGCCCUCACCAUGAUUGGAAAGUAUUUCUACAAGAAGCGACCUAUUGCUAAUGGGAUUGCCAUGGCUGGCAGCCCCGUCUUUCUCUCCACCAUGGCUCCUAUAAACACCUGGCUCUUUGACCAGUUUGGCUGGAGAGGAAGUUUCCUGAUUCUCGGUGGCCUGCUUUUCAAUUGCUGUGUCGCUGGUUCCCUCAUGCGGCCUAUAGGACCAAAACCCAAACCUGCCGAGAAGCCCACAGAGAGGAGGACUGUAUUGCAGACCAUUAACAGCUUCAUUGACCUCUCUUUGUUCAAGCACCGUGGCUUUUUGCUUUAUAUUUUUGGCAAUGUUAUCAUGUUUUUUGGCCUCUUUGCACCACUGGUGUUCCUCAGUAAUUUUGCAAAGAGCAAAGAUAUCCCUAAAGAAAAGGCAGCUUUCUUAUUGUCUGUGCUGGCUUUUGUUGACAUGGUUGCCCGGCCCUCUAUGGGCAUUGUGGCUAACACCAAAUGGGUGCGGCCCAGAAUACAGUACUUCUUUGCUGCCUCUGUGUUGUACAACGGUGUGUGCCAUGUUCUCGCUCCAAUGUCGGUAGACUACAAAGGCUUUGUUAUUUAUGCCAUCUUCUUUGGGUUUGCAUUUGGCUGGCUAAGCUCAGUGCUUUUUGAGACCUUGAUGGAUCUGGUGGGAGCUCAACGCUUCUCCAGUGCUGUUGGGCUGGUCACUAUUGUGGAGUGUGGUCCUGUAUUGUUGGGGCCCCCUUUGCUCGGGAAGUUCAAAGACAUCUAUCAUGAUUACAAGUACACAUACCAGGGCUGCGGGAUCCUCCUCAUCGUCUCCAGUUUCUUCCUGUUUGCAGGGAUGGGACUCAACUACCGUCUGCUGGCCAAAGAGAAAAAAGAGGAGGAGAGAAGGGCGAGGGUGGGAGGUAGAGAACAAAAGUCCAACAGGGACAACGCUGCCAAGGAAGUGGCAGAGGCUAGGAGCACAGAAGACACUGUCUAAUAUUCUGUACCAUGUUAAGUUACAUUUUAGUUCUGUUUUAUGUUGAAAAUGAAAAACAGAUGCAUGUGUGAAACAGCACAGAUAGACUUUUUUCUGUCUCAUUUAUGGCUUCUCUGCUGUUUCAUAAUAUGCUGUUUUUGAAGCCUUGUACGCAAUCCAAUGUAAAAUAUUAACACACCUAUUAAAGGCCUUUAAACUCUAUUGAACAAUCCAUAUAAUAUACCUCUAACAUUCUUAUAGGGACUGUGUUUGGUAGAUUAUUCAAGUUUGCUUAGUGUUUUAUGUCACUAUAUAUUAGGGUAUUAUGUUUUUUUUUUGUUUUGUUUUUUUUUUAUCUCACAUGGUAUCACCAUAACUCUUCUGUAACUUUACUGCAGCACAUUAUAUAUAUAGUAUACUAACUUUCUAAAAAUGUGCCAUCAGAUAAUUUAAGUUAGUUUCACCAGGGAACAUGUGCAGUACAGGGUUUUAUUUUUUAAAAGAGAGACUGCAUUCAAACAUUCUCUAUGAAAGUUCUUAAUUAUAGUAUUCAACUCACUUAUCACACCAUCUCUCAACACAUGUAUAAAUACCUUUUUUGUUCACAAGGACCUGAUAGCACAGUGCAGUAUUUCAGGGUUUGAAAACACUCUUGGUGCUACUAUCACUUUGUAUAUUCCACAAAUAUAUUCACACUAAUUUUUCUCUUUUAAACGUGUUGUCCUGGUCCAUUUCUGAUGAUGGAUGACUGGAAUCAUCAAUAAUUAUGAGGGCAUUAAAACUUGUUGCAUAGCUUUGUGUAUUCAGAUAAUAGAAAGAUGUGUCACUGACUACAAGUUACUGUAUAUGAAACACAUGUCAGAAAAUCAAAUAAAUUGUCAACUGACAAGAAUAUAAAAGUCCUCUGUAUUCUAUGCUUCACAUAAAUAUUAAAUGAGGAAAAACAUUAGUUCUUUAGAGAUGUGAAAACACUAUUUUUCUUAGUAACUACAUCUGUAUUGUAGCAUCAUUUAUUAAACAGAUUGGAUGAAAGAGGUUCAUUAUUAGAUUUACUGACACUUGUUGUUUUGUAAGACAAAUGCUUCCACAGCAUCAAGUCAUUUUUAUCAAAUUAUGCUCUUGCCAUUGGGUAGCCUAUAAUAAUCUCUGACAUUUCCACUGGUUGAACAUUGCAAUGUCAACAUGUUUAAAACUGUACAUUUGUGCAUUGUUGCAAGUUUCA
Seriola dumerili (greater amberjack) is the source of this 2956-nucleotide messenger RNA. RefSeq names its product solute carrier family 16 member 1 (gene slc16a1a). Gene Ontology annotation, biological process: transmembrane transport; monocarboxylic acid transport. Gene Ontology annotation, molecular function: monocarboxylic acid transmembrane transporter activity. Gene Ontology annotation, cellular component: membrane. Bases 385 to 1755 code for a protein of 456 amino acids. The record is from RefSeq and is a predicted model, not a curated record. Lineage: Eukaryota; Metazoa; Chordata; Actinopteri; Carangiformes; Carangidae. The transcript is spliced from 5 exons.